Molecule: messenger RNA, 1232 nt
Organism: Diatraea saccharalis (sugarcane borer)
Lineage: Eukaryota; Metazoa; Arthropoda; Insecta; Lepidoptera; Crambidae
Source: the annotation of a GenBank genome assembly
GUUGACGUUUGAGUAAAUGUAAGAGAACAUCAAGUUUCCUUAAUAAACUUUAGAUCGUUUAGUAAAUUGUAAUAAAAAGUGUAUUGUAUUGGCAGACACAGUAAUCUCAUAUAUUUUAUUUUACUUAUUAAUAUAACAAUUUUCUAUCAAUAUGAUUAGUGGCCGCGCCUUACAUUUUGUAUUCAAAGUUGCUGAUAGAACUCUCACAGCGAAAUUCUACAGAGAUGUUUUGGGAAUGAAGGUACUCCGUCAUGAAGAAUUCAGCGAAGGUUGUGAGGCAGCAUGCAAUGGACCAUAUGCUAACAGAUGGAGCAAAACCAUGAUCGGUUAUGGGCCAGAAGAUACACAUUUUGUUGUAGAACUCACCUACAACUAUGGCAUUACACAUUAUGAGCAAGGCAAUGAUUUCCUUGGCCUCACUAUACAAUCUUCUGAGACUUUGAAGAGGGCAACCGCAAACAAUUGGCCAGUUAAGGAAAACAAUGGUAUAAAAUAUGUGGAAGCUCCCGGCGGAUACAAAUUCUACAUAAUUGACAAGCCGCAGCCAUUAGAUAAAGAUCCAGUCGUGAAAGUGUCUCUAGCAAGCUCAAAUCUAGCAAAAUCUAUUGCCUACUGGAACGGACUACUGACAUUGAAGAUCUUCGAGAAGAAGGAUAAAUCUGUAUUGCUUGGUUUCAGUGACGAUCAAGCAAAAUUGGAGCUUAUUGAAAUUGGUGAACCAGUGAACCGCGCCAAGGCGUACGGUCGCAUCGCGUUCUCCUGCCCCUUCGAUCAACAGCCAAUUAUAGAGAAAAAAAUUCAAGAAGCAAAUGGCACCAUUCUAACUCCCUUGAUAUCCCUGGACACGCCAGGGAAGGCGACCGUCCGGGUAAUAAUCCUGGCCGACCCCGAUGGCCACGAGAUUUGCUUCGUAGACGACGAAAGUUUCAGGCAACUGUCGCAAGUGGACCCCAAAAGCGAUGCCGAUCUCGACAAAUAUAUUAAGUCUGAUAAAUCUAGGGCUUGAGCGUGAUUAUUUUAUUAUUUUUACGUUAAUAAAAUACUUAAAAAUAUUUAUUAAGUAUACUGAUGUUCAACUUGUGAUAAAAUAUUUAAAGAUAUGGUGUUUGCGUAAUUCUAGCAUUCCGCUAAAAUAUAUUAUUUGUUAAGAAAAUCUAUUAUAGUAAAACACAACAUUGUAUUGCUAUUAUUUAAUAUUAAAUAAAUUUUCAAAAUAAUGUACUAGUUUUAUU